Hippocampus comes (tiger tail seahorse) is the source of this 2947-nucleotide messenger RNA. RefSeq names its product low-density lipoprotein receptor-related protein 8-like. Gene Ontology annotation, biological process: receptor-mediated endocytosis. The transcript has 13 exons. Lineage: Eukaryota; Metazoa; Chordata; Actinopteri; Syngnathiformes; Syngnathidae. Bases 273 to 2255 code for a protein of 660 amino acids. The record is from RefSeq and is a predicted model, not a curated record. Gene Ontology annotation, molecular function: protein binding; calcium ion binding; hormone binding. Gene Ontology annotation, cellular component: apical plasma membrane; plasma membrane; signaling receptor complex.
UAUGUGACUGCAGUGCAUGGAUUAUACUUCAUGUAUCAACACAAAAAGAUGAUGCUUGAAGGACGGGUUCUCUAUCGAUCCAUCCGCUUUCUACCAGCGAUAUAAUCACGUUUUGUAUUAAGUUAAAGAUAGCAACAGAAAUGUUUACGUUCCGGCUGCAUGGAUGUUUUCAGACUUGUUUAUCAAACAAUUUUCCCAUAAAGAGGUCCCGAGACGUGCUUCUUACGUCAUCUUUCGGCGCCGACUACCAAGACUGUAGGACAUAAUCGAGCAUGGGACACCUUGGAGGUUUAUUUCUCUUGAUAUCUUGCAUCAGCCAGCAUCGCAUUUUAGAUGCUGUAGGUCACAUUCUCCCUGCUUGCCAUGACCAACUGGAGUUCAGUUGCAAAGAUGGCUCGUGCAUUCCAAGCGAGAAGCGUUGUGACCGACACAGCGACUGUGACGACGGAUCAGAUGAACAGCAUUGCGGUCAGCUAGGGUGUAAGAAGGACGAGUUCUCCUGCCUCAGCAGCAGACGAUGCCUACCCUCACGCUUGUCGUGUAACGGCGUGGAUGACUGCGGCGAUGGCAGCGACGAGCACUCCUGUCCGAGCUGCGCCGCCGGCCUCUUCUCCUGCGGGCCAUCCGACCGCUGCCUGCACAAACGCCGGUUGUGUGACGGACACAUGGACUGCAAAGACGGGCGGGAUGAGAUCCAGGAGUUAUGUGGUUUGAGGCCAGCCAGCCGACUGAGCGCUCCCUCUUGUGAGGUGUCCGAGUUUGAUUGUGGUGACGGCCAGUGCGUCCCUCACGCUUGGAGGUGUGACAACAAAGCAGACUGUUCAGAUGCCAGCGACGAGGACAACUGUGAGCAGAACGAGUGUCUGGUCAAUAAUGGAGGCUGUUCCCAUCAUUGCGUGGACACAGGGAUGGGCUUCCACUGUGAAUGUCCUGAUCACAUGAGACUUGUCGGGAAUAGUCACUGUGAAGAGGUGGAUCUUUGCCUGGAGAGCGACCUUUGUGAUCAAAUGUGCGUUCACAUUAAUGGCACCCUCUCCUGUGGCUGCCUCGACGGAUAUCAAUUGAGCCCUACGAGCGGAGACUGCAAGGCAAAAGGGGUUGAUGCAAAGCUGCUUGUGUCCACAUCUGAGGGAGUUAUUGAGGUGGGCUUUGGUGGUGCAACCUCUAGGACUUUGGCAGUAAAUGUACCCGGACCGGGGCCUCUGGCAGCCUUGGAAGUUAAAAACAUCCUGUACAUGGCUCAGCAAGGACAGGGGUCCAUUUACAGGGGUCACCUAAGUGGAGAAGCCCAGGAUGCUACAUUGGCGCUGAAUGUUCCCGGCCCUAUCUCAGGCCUGACCCUGGAUUGGAUCCAUCGUCUUCUGUUCUGGACCUCUUUGGAGAGUGAUUCCAUCCAUGUCAGUUGGGUUGAUGGCUCCCAGCAGCGCCAACUCCUCAAAGGACUGGACAAGCCUUGUGCGCUUACGGUGGAUCCUCUGCAUGGACUGCUCUUCUGGGCGCAGUGUGGCAGCCCACCAAAAAUUCUCAGGGUGAACUUAGAUGGUCAGGACAAAAUGACUUUGGUCACCUCUCUCCUAUACCAUCCGGUUGCUCUUACUCUGGAUAUGCCUCGCCAGUUGCUGUACUGGCUUGAUAGCGGCAUGAGAAGCAUCUCCCGAGUGAAACUAGAUGGGCGUCACCGCAAAACAGUGGUUGAGUCAAACGGCUAUCUGGAUAAGCCUUUUGGGCUGGCGGUGUUUGAGGGUUUUGUGUACUGGAGUGACCAAGACACGCGCUCCAUCUGCAGAGCCAACAAGCACAGCGGCAGCGACUUCCAACGACUUCUGACAAACGUCACCUCCCCAGGCGGCAUCGCCAUCAUUCACCCUGCUCUUCAACCUCACAGCAACGCUGCAUGCGGCAGCCCCAGGAGGGUGUGCGCGCACGGAUGCGUUGUUAAUCUCCUUUCGGAGACUCCCAGCUUUCACUGUGUUGGAAUGGGCCACAAUGGAUCGCAUGGCAUUCCUGCUAUUUCCCGCGCCAUUCCUGCGUCACGUUUGUCUGAUCCUCGAUUCGCAGGAAUCCUCUCGCUAAUUGUGUUCCUCAGUGUGCUGCUGGUGGGAACGGUUCUGUGGUGGUGGAGAGAGGAGUUUCGGCCCGUCAGGAAUCUGACAAUGCAAAGCUUUUCCCUCGAAGAGUCCCAGGACCCGCUCAUCCAGGAUCCACGUGCAUGUCUCAGCAAGGAAACUCCUAAGCUGAACUUGGACAGUGAAUGAAGACGCUGGCUGUGACGCAGACGGACGGAUGCCUUCGCCCCACAUUGUUACAAACCCCUGGCGAGCUGCUGGGACUAGCAACCAAUCACUCGAAUGCGGCCCAGUUCUCGUUGCGGGUUCCAAAAAGACCUGACUUUAAGGUUUCGAUCUGAGUUUGGACGAGCCAAAAGGUUAUUCGCACAUCGCCUUUGAUUACUUUCACCUCCUGUGACUCCAAAUGCUGAAGGUGGUCAACUUUAUUUCCUCCUAGAAAAGCGCUAUGCGCUGUGUCCUUGGACUUAGAAUAGUAGUAAUGACCUCAAGGCCUCCUUGUUCUUUGAGUCCUUCAGAACUUACCAGCAGUGUUUUAGCUGUCGCUCUGAUGCAGGCAAAGCCGAAAUCAGUUUAGGUUGGUUUGAUACUUGAAAAUGUUAAAUUCUGACGCGAGGAAUUCAAGUUCUCACUUCCGAGAUUUGUUUCAGUUGUUGCUUUGUUUUGAAUAUGUAGUGGCAGUUGCAAAACCUGAGCUUAAACUUAGUGGAAAAACUGGAGACAUAUAUGUUUGUUUUUGUUUUUUUAAAUUAUUUUGUGCAGAAAUGAGUGCCUUCACUCCAAAAUAUAGACAUUGUCUUUAAAUGUUAUAUUUUUCCAUGUUUCCUUUGGCAAAAUAGGACAGGAAAUCUGCCUCUGAUUUGUCACCAUGUCGUCUCGAA